AUGAUGAGAAAUAGUCACAAAUGGACUGAGACCGAAGACCAAAUAUUGAAAGCAGCAGUGGAUCAAGGCAAGUUGAUUGAGCCCUUCAAAUUCUUGGUCCUGACCACGACGCCGAUCGACUGGCUCUGGAUAGCAAGCUACCUCCCCAAACGAGACAAUAAGGACUGUCGCAAACGUUGGCACCAGCGAUUUGCAGGAAGUACCAAUUUCGGGAGCUGGAUGGAUAUUGAGGAUGAUCAGCUGCGCGCUGCAGUUGCAAAGCAUGGCCCAAAGUGGGGUGUUGUUUCUAAAGAAGUCAGCACACGAACCAGCGAUCAGUGCUCUAAGCGUUGGAAACAAGUUCUAGAUCCAAAUCUUGAUCAUAGCCCUUGGAGUCCUGCAGAAGACAAUUGCCUACUCAUUGGCGUUGAGCAGCACGGACGAAAUUGGAAGAUGUUAUCUGAGAUGCAUUUCAAGAAUCGGGCCGCAUUAUCAUUGAAGAAUAGACAUGCACUCCUCGUCCGUCGAAAAAAUAGGCUAAAUGGAUUACCUCGGGUCUUGUCAGCAUUCCAAUCUAGAUCUCGCUCCCACUCGCCUAAUUUCAUCGCAACGGCCGGAUAUCGAAACAGUCGACAGCUUAGCAGUUUUGAAACUUCUAGCGAUGCCGAUAUGAUAUUCGAAGAGGAAAUUCAAGAUGAAAGGAUUGCUAGUGUAUUCGAUGGUAAUGGCCUAUCCGCCAAGGCGGCUCAAUAUGGCUGGAAAGGCCUCGAGGUGGCAAACUCAAAUGCCAUGUUAGAAACAGAGAAUUGUUGGCCCACAGAUGCAAGAACUUCCUCGUCUUCUUCAUUGUUUCAGGGGGGAGUACUCGAUGGUGAUUUAGGGAUUGGCAAUUUGUUUGAAGAGUCAUACUGGGAGCCCCAGAGUAUUAGGCUGUUGCCCAAGUGCACUUUGCCUGAAGAACUUCAGGAUACCUCCGAAGGCCUACUGGGCUCCAUGUCUCCAUUCGACAGCAUUCCACGGUAUCCAUAUGCCUCAAUAGACUCAGAAGAAAUAAGCCCAGACACAAGUGUCGCCAUCUGCAGUCAACUCAGCAAUAGCCCUGGCGAUUUUCCCAUGACAGCAGCAUCAGGAUCUGACAAUAAGCAAUUGGCAAAUCCGACGGCGCGUUAUCCUGCGAAGGACUGGACCAAUCUACUUGACCUGACUCUCCGCUGCACAAAAAGCAAAAUGGAGGCGAUCAGGAAAUCGGUUUUUGAGGCCGCAAAUGACGCGCUCUGUAUUGAAGAAAACGAUGAAGAUGUAGUUGAGUUGAGGCUGAGAGCAGAGUUGAGAUCCUAG
Penicillium waksmanii is the source of this 1317-nucleotide messenger RNA. RefSeq names its product Homeodomain-like protein. The transcript has 3 exons. Bases 1 to 1317 code for a protein of 438 amino acids. Gene Ontology annotation, cellular component: nucleus. Gene Ontology annotation, biological process: mitotic cell cycle; positive regulation of transcription by RNA polymerase II. Lineage: Eukaryota; Fungi; Ascomycota; Eurotiomycetes; Eurotiales; Aspergillaceae. Gene Ontology annotation, molecular function: RNA polymerase II cis-regulatory region sequence-specific DNA binding; DNA-binding transcription factor activity, RNA polymerase II-specific. The record is from RefSeq and is a predicted model, not a curated record.